Messenger RNA from Labrus bergylta (ballan wrasse), 2579 nucleotides. RefSeq names its product leucine-rich repeat and transmembrane domain-containing protein 2-like. The record is from RefSeq and is a predicted model, not a curated record. NCBI's taxonomy places the organism in Eukaryota, Metazoa, Chordata, Actinopteri, Labriformes, Labridae. Gene Ontology annotation, molecular function: protein binding.
GCUCUCUCUCUCUUAAACGCACACAGAGGCUUGCUCGCCCUCAGUCGGCGGGCUGGGUGUGUGUUGGACGGAGCUCUGAGACAAUCAGAAGGAGCUGAGAGAGCAGGGAUGAGGAUGAAGAUGAGGAGGACGACAACGAGCGGCGUAGACCUGGAAUAAAAACUCCUGCACAGCGUCUGAUUUCAGAUUCAGCUGUUUAAAAAAGGACAGAAGCUUCGGCGACUUCAAAUCAAGACGAGUUUCUGUCCUUGAAGACAAGUCCGCUCCGAUUUGACAGACAAAUCCAGAUUUUUCUUGUUUUCGUUUGAUGACAGAAGAGUCUGGGUCGUUUUUCCCCCCCAUCUCGUUCUGUGCCGGCUGCAGAUGAAGCAGGAGAAGAACAGUUUGUGUGUUUUCUCUCUCUGUUCGGAGGCUGAAGCAGCAGAGCAGAUGGAGUUUCUCCUCCGCUGGACGUUGGUGUGAACUGACAGAAGACAGAGAGAGCCAGAUGAGAGCCUGAAGCCGCCGUAGACUGGAGGUGGCAGACAUGAAGAACCAGGACCAGCAUGGACGAAGUCACCUGGAGAGUCUGGUCUGGUCGGCUCUGUGCAGUCUGGUGUUGGUUCUGCUGGGACUGCUGGGCUCGGUCCACAGCUGUCCUGGUGUCUGCACCUGCUACGGUAACACCACUGACUGCUCUGCUGUCGGCCUCAUCUCUCUGACGCCCAUCCUUGCACUGCUGGACCACGACUCUCUGAUCCUCCGCCUGCCCCAGAACAACCUGUCUUCCCUGGGAACAACUGAGCUGUCCAACCUCAGCAGCCUGGAGCUCCUGGAUCUCUCCCAGAACCGCUUCUCCGCCCUGCAGCCUGGAGCCUUCUCAGGCGUCAGCGGGUUACGCUGGCUCAAUCUCUCUGCUAACUACCUCGGAGUGCGACUGGUGACCUCUGACCCCAACAACAGCACAGAGGUCUCUCAGAGUUUGAAUGGAAGUCAAGGGAGCGUUGGACUGAGCAAGGAGGUCUUCCAGGGGCUGUGGCGGCUACGAGGGCUCGACCUGUCCUCCAAUGGGCUUCUGUGGGUGCCCAAAGGUCUGCUGGAUGCACUUCAGAGACUCUCCUGGCUGUCUUUAGCCAGCAACCGGCUCGUAGCCCUCGACAGAGUCACCUUCGAGCCCCUGGUGGGGCUGCAGCAGCUCCAGCUAGCGGGGAAUCCCUGGGAGUGCGACUGCAAGCUGCGGGACUUUAAACACUGGAUGGAGUGGAUGAUUUACAGGGAUGGCCAGGUAGAUGCGAUGAAGUGCAGUCUCCCGGGAAAUCUGAGGGGGAGGGACAUCCGCAGCGUGCCAGCCGAGAUGUUCAACUACUGCCUGCAGAGUCCGACCAAAGAGGGCGCGCCGGGUUACGCCACCCGGCCUCCCUGCCCACCCGGCCGGAUCAGCAGCAAUGACGAAUGUAUUCGCCAGCGCUACAGGCCUGUCAGUGUCCGGCGAGCACACGGCACGCAAAUAGUUGCGGGAGUGAUCUGCGGCACGGUGUGCGUCAUGAUGGUGGUGGCAGCGACGUACGGCUGUGUCUACGCCUCGCUGAUGGCGCGGUACCAGAGGGACAUGAAGAACCGCGGUCAGCCUCUGAUGGCCGAGUCUGGAGCCGACACGGACAUCGAGGAUGGGCAAACGCCAUCUCCAACCUCGCCGGGAGACUCGCCGCCGAAAGAGGCCUGCGGCAUUGUACACGGGUAUCGAAUCAGCAGCUUCUGACCGGCUGCUUUCCACUGAUUUGAGAUCCUCCUGAGACGUUCUCGCCGCUUCUGCUCCUCAGCUCUCAUCACUGAUGAGACGACGUCUGCAGAGAGGAUCCCUGCAGCGCUGUGAUUGGGCGGGGACUGAUUGUUCAGCUAAUGGACCGGACUGGAUUCAGAGAGAGGGGAACGCUGCGGCACUUCUUUUAAUGUAUGGAUGCUCUGUGAAUUGUUACUCCCCGUACUGCAUCUCACAGCCAGCUCCUGAACUCUCCUGUGAAGCUGCUGUUUGGCACUUCUGCACCUUGACUUCCCUUCAUCCGUCAUUUUGUUCCUUCUUUAGAAAUAUGAAACUUCCUUUUCGUUCAGGCAGUCCAUCUUUGUAUCUGAGCCCGACAAGCACAAGCCCCAAAAGUACAAACGUCUUUGAAAAUGUGAACUCUCUCCCGUUGUCUGCUGCACACAUUUGUUUUAGUCCUGAUCAUGUUUGUGUUUCUGUGUUAUCUUUAAAACUCCCCUACUUUGAGAAAUGAUUACUCACACUUCUUUAUCUUGACGCCCGGUUGAAUUCCCUUCAAUCAACAAUAACUUUUUUUAGACAACAUUAGAGCUCUGCUGCUUUCAGGGAAAUGCUGCUUUAAGAUUCAUCACUGAGGUGCAAAUGCAUUCAAACAAUACUACAGCUGUACUGCCACCUAGAGGGCAGGCUUUGAGCUACAACAGCGUUCAACCCAGCACAAACAAACAGCUAAGAUAAACUAUUAUUCCCAGUAGAAAAAAAAGAUGACAUGUUAUGAUUCAUUCUGUUGAUAUUUUCUGUGAUAAGCACUUCAAACGUUUCAACUUUAACUCAAGGACUG